Molecule: messenger RNA, 447 nt
Organism: Fusarium graminearum PH-1
Lineage: Eukaryota; Fungi; Ascomycota; Sordariomycetes; Hypocreales; Nectriaceae
Exons: 2
Coding region: 1-447 (148 amino acids)
Source: RefSeq, a predicted model, not a curated record
AUGGCUCUCAGCGGAGAGGAAAAGAGGCGGAGCAAUUGCACAGAUCCACAAGGUCCCUUGUUACAUCCCAAGAUUUUAAUUGUGCCUGGGGGACGGUUCCACUUCUACGAUGCCGUAUUCCGGAUCUCAUCACCACGUUACGUGGCUUUUCUGUUGUUGUUGCGGUUUAUCGGCACUGAUGCGGUCUUCGCAUUCGGGUCCGGUGUAAGCGAGCAUGUCAACAGUACAGGCGUUCAAAUACAUGUACCUUUGUGGCUUAUUGUGUAUGAUCAAAUCUCCUUUAUCCCUAUUCUCCUACGUAUACUCUAUACUAAUUGGCGCAUCUCGAGUAAUGUUUCUGAGCAUGUCGCUAACGGCGGUUACUCACAACAACAGCUCAACUUCAACAUGGCGCAGUCGUAUAAGCGAGCCUACGUCAUUGGCUUGGAGAACAGAGUUUUCGCAUAG